AAUUACACGGUUUCGCUUUCUUUCCUCCUAUUUGGAGAGAAUAGACAGAGAAGAAAAAGAUCGUAGCUUUGGUGUAUUCUUUGGGCUGAGCUGAGAGGGAAGUAACGGUGAAAAGAUUUAUCUGUAACUCCAAUGGUUCAAUUGCUGUAAUCUCGUGUAAUAAGCAAGAAACAAGAAAAAGUUAUCUUCAUUUUUGUUCGUGUAAACACUUUGAAAAAUUCCAGCCGUUGUCCAUAGAGACAGAGAGAGAGAGAAGAGAGAAGGUUUCUGUAGUUGCAAAGAAUGAAGAAUCAACCAACAUGAAUUGAAGUGCAAACCCACCCCCAGAUUCUCUGAGAAUUUCCAUUUUGCCCUUCCAAGUUCCAAUUCUAGCCUCAACUUGUUCCCUCUCUUGUUCUAUUUUUUUUCUUUCUUUUUUCUUCUCUCUCCUCGCCUGCUAAGUAAGUCUCUCUUCCCCUGUUUUUGAAAGACGGCCAUGUUUUGGGGGAGAGGUCAUCAUCUCUCCAACGGUGAGGCUGAGAGCUCAUAUAACCAAGAAAAUCCGGAACAGAAAAUAGUUUUGUCUCACAAGGGGAUUGAUUUUCUCAAGGAGUCGAAGAUGGGUCUUGAUGGGUUUGCCUCAAAACCUCAAGAGCUUACUCUUAGCUACCUUUGUGAAAAUCCUAAACUGGGUUUUAAUCAAAAGGGCAAAGAAGUGAUCUUUUCAGAGAAUUCAAAUCAAGAUGAGAGAUGGGUGGAGAGAGAUUUCAUGAAUCUGGAAGAAACCAAGUCCAAUUCUUCUUCAAAGAGGGAGGUUCACGAAGACGAAGAUAAUGAGAGGGAGAACUCCUCUAGAGAAAAGAAGCCAAAGCUGGAAAGUACUUUAAAUCUUUCUCUAGCUUUGCCUGAUGUCUCUCUCUCUCUAACUGCAUCAAAUGCAUUGCAAAAUGCUGAGCCUGUGAUUAAGCCAAAGCCUAGCUGGAGCAUACAGUCCUUAGGUGCCGCACCAUCUAACAACAACACACAGACAACCUGUUCUAACGAUUUCACUGCUGCUUCACUUUCUUACUCUUAUUCUCACCCAUUUUCACACAAUCCUAGUUGCUCCUUGACCCGUAAUACAACUGAGAAUUAUGAUUAUUCUGUAGGGAGAGAUGAUCAAAUUUGGUGUGGAGGGGAAGGGACUAAUGGAUCGGUUCAUAGCCGGUUUAGGCCUAAUGGAGAUGGGCUUGUUGCUUUGAACAAUAACAAUCAUGGCGGUGGUGGUAAUGGAGGAUUUUCCAUGAUGCAGGGUCAUCGUGUAACUAAUAAGGAUUCGUGUAAUAAUAGUCUUUAUAGAACCACUAGUUCUGACAACCUUUCAUUUUUCCCAUCUGAAUUGCCAGCUUGGCCACGUCUGGAAGCUUAUUCAGGUGAUUCGAGGAGAAGGGAUUCAGAGAAUAUGAUAGCUGUGGCGGGUGUAGAUGGAGGAGGGAAGGCAAGAAAGCUCUCUAGACCGGAGAAAAUUCUCCAUGAAAUUGUAUGGGAGUCUAUUCCUGUUAUGGCUCAGAUAAUUCAGGAGCUGGCGGAAGAAACAUUAGCAUCAACUAAGGAGUAUUUAAAGAAUCUUGUUGCGAUGCCAGAAAAGAAAGAAGAAUUAGUAGGUCUUCAAAACCGGCUUGAGAGAAGGUCUGAUCUUUCUAAGGAGGCUCUCUUGAAAUGUCAAAAGGAUCAGUUAGAGAUUUUGGUUGCAGUGAGAAUGGGGCUGGGAAGUUUUAUAUCUGGGAAAGUUCGGGUUCCUGCAAAUGAAUUGGUGGAAAUUUUCUUGUAUAUGAGGUGUAGGAAUGUGAAUUGCAAGAGCAUACUGCCUGUUGAUGAUUGUGACUGUAAGUUUUGCAGCGCAAACAAGGGAUUUUGCAGCUCUUGCAUGUGUCCAGUCUGUAUGAAUUUUGACUGUGCUAACAAUACUUGCAGUUGGGUUGGGUGUGAUGUUUGUUCCCAUUGGUGUCAUGCUGCCUGUGGUAUUCAGAAAAAUCUCAUUAGACCAGGUCCUAGCUUGAAGGGGCCAAAGGGGACUACAGAGAUGCAAUUUCACUGCAUUGGCUGUAAUCAUGCUUCAGAAAUGUUUGGCUUUGUCAAGGAUGUGUUUGUGUGCUGUGCAAAGGAUUGGGGUCUAGAAACCCUAACAAAAGAACUCGACUGUGUGAGGAAGAUUUUCAAGGGAAGUGAUGAUUUUAAAGGCAAGGAAUUGCAUAUUAAGGCUGAGGCGUUGCUCUCCAAGCUUGAGAGUAAAAUUCUCUCUCCUUCGGAUGCCUGUAACAUCAUCAUUCAGUUCUUCAACUAUGCAGAUGGUAUUUCCGAUUUUCCUGCUUCUGGUGUAUCUGCUAAAGAAUUGAUGCCAACUGAAGUUAGUCUUAGAAAAGAUGAUGCACCUAUACUGCCAUCCACUUCUCUCCCUCAAAAAUAUGCCCUCUACAAUAUGAGCUCUUCAAGUGGCCGGCGUGAUUCACGAUCAAACGAUAUCCACCAAAAUGAACUCAGAGCUGCACUCCUUGGUGACUUAAAAAUCAAUGAUGAGUUCCAGUUUGGAAAGCUAUCAAAGAAGGAUGGUCUCGGUAGCUUAGAAAGCAUUGUACGGAUUAAAGAAGCAGAAGCCAGAAUGUUCCAGAGCAAGGCAGAUGAAGCACGAAGAGACGCAGAAAGCUACCUGCAGAUGAUUCGGGUGAGGUCUGAGAAGUUGGAAGAAGAGUAUGCAGAGAAGCUCGCCAAACUGUGUUUGCAGGAGACUGAGGAAAGGCGGAGGAAAAAAUUAGAAGACCUGAAGAGUUUAGAAAAUUCACAUUGCGAUUACUACAACAUGAAGCUAAGAAUGCAAGCUGAGAUUGCUGGUUUGCUGGAGAGAAUGGAGACCACGAAGCAGCAAUGGGUGUAAUUUAAUCCUGUUUUCCCCUUCCUUUUUUUUUUAUUUAUUUUGUUGACAGAGAUUAACAUGCAGUGUGUAACUUGUUUACAUCUUCACCAACCAUUGACUUAAGAGUGUUUCUUCAAAUGCUAAGAAUAACCAGAGAAAAAAAUUUUUGUUC
Hevea brasiliensis (rubber tree) is the source of this 3041-nucleotide messenger RNA. RefSeq names its product protein OBERON 3. NCBI's taxonomy places the organism in Eukaryota, Viridiplantae, Streptophyta, Magnoliopsida, Malpighiales, Euphorbiaceae. The transcript is spliced from 2 exons. The coding region runs from base 476 to 2890 and encodes 804 amino acids. Gene Ontology annotation, cellular component: nucleus. The record is from RefSeq and is a predicted model, not a curated record.